GUCUGGGGCAGCUGGAUCUUUCUCCUCCCGGUUGCUGCAGCAAGCCCGCGAACUCGGGGCCGUCGCAAGAUCAGGAUCGUCUCCCAAGCUCCAGUGUCGGGCAGUACUGCGAGUACUGGUGCAUGGCACCGUCAGCUGGCCAGGAGCGGAAGGCCUACUUUGCCCGGGGGCGCUGAUAGUGGACUUUGGGCCAUUCUUGCCAUCGUGGUAUUCCUGGAGACCAAACAGCAAGGAUCCGACAAUUCUGUCGAAGUCCUUCAUGGCAAGUGCAGAGAUAGACCAAGAGUUCAUCGACAGGCUUGGUGCACCCUUUAUGCUGGCAGCUGAACGUGCCGCAUCCUUCUUCAUCGCUACGAAGUCCCCGACGCUUCGGAGUGUGUCUGAUGUGGCCAUGAUGGUUCAGUACCUGAGGCGCACCUUCCUUUUGUCGGUAGUGGAUCCAGAACGGUUGAACUCUGGAAUGUCUGACGGGAUGUCCAGCGUCAAGCCGAGACAGUCCAGCAUUGUCGGUGUAAGGUCCAGCAGACGUUUCAAGGCUUGGCAAUGUACCAGAUGUUUAAAACUCAAAAACUGUUUUUCUGAAUCGUUUUGA
Messenger RNA from Symbiodinium necroappetens, 592 nucleotides. Lineage: Eukaryota; Dinophyceae; Suessiales; Symbiodiniaceae. The record is from the annotation of a GenBank genome assembly.